UUCCUAGUCAGCAAAGUAGAAAAGUAAAAAAUAUCGAGCAGGGAUAAAAUGCUCUAAGGCACAAGGCGACAAUAUAAUAAUAGAAAACACAAGCUCAAAAUCCACCAGAGAUCCUACAGUCAAAUCGUUGCAAAGCGCCGAUCGAACUAGUAAUCCAAAUUGGUAAAAGGUGAAAUUUUAUCCCGUUUAUCUGCUGGUCAUACAACCCCUUACUCCUCAUAACACACCAUAGAGAAGCAUACAAGGCAUAGCCCUUAUUUAGCUAAGAGAGAAACAUAGAAAUAUCAACGCUUUUGACAGAUCCCCGAUCCGACUUGCACUUACGUUCCAAGGUUUUGACAUACCAAAUAUAAGGGCUAGUUACUAACUACGCUUCACUACAAAUACCAUAUAGCAAAAAUUAUAGGUACUUGGUGCUUUAGUUAAACCUACUUACAACCAACGAAUCGAUCGAUUUUUAUUUUUCUCCUUCACUUCCACAUAGCUUACUUAGUAAUUUUAACUGGCUCAACUCACUCUGUUUAUUAUUCUCCGGUGCUCCCACAAUUUUACUGUUAGUUUCGCCGCUGGAGAGAAAACUGGACAACAUUACAGUUAUAGAAUUUCCAUUUAAACUGUCUUUGACUUACUAAAUUGGUACAGGAGUUAAUAUCCUCGCAGUUACAAGUGACCGCAGUGUGUUCGAAACUGGGUUUGUUCUGAGAGAAGUUGCUAACAUUUCAAAUUCGAAACAUGGGCAAAGUUCUCUCGGCGCCGCGAGAGGGCGCGCGAAAUGUGCAGAGACGCAUGUCUAAUUUGGGGAAGAAGAAGAAAACGGAUUCUACAGAAGAGCAGAACAACAAGCACGACGAGGAUGACAUUUUGGAGGAUGAACCCCCUCCCCCCAAGCCACAAGAGGGUCCCACCAAAGGGGUGCGCAGGAGGGGGGCUGUAUCAGCAGAGGCAGUGACAGAAGAAGACAUUGCCAACUACAAGAAAGUGGUGAUUCCGAAGACGGCGGAGGAGAUGUCUGCUCUGAAGGACAGUCUGAUGAAGAAUGUGCUGUUCAAGUACAUGGACGAGAAGACAAGGGAGGACAUCUUCGACGUCAUCCAGCCCAAAGACUACCAGCCAGCUCAAGAUGUCAUAGUUCAAGCCACGUGCGGCCACAGUCAAGGCAUCCAGCGACAGUCUAGAAGUGGUCAAGAUUAGCAAGGAGAGAUUCGAGAGAGUGCUGGGACCCUGUCAAGACAUCCUGAAGCGCAACCUAGAGAAUUACAACUCAAUAGUCGCCCUCAAGUAACAACCACACCCUCCCGAAAACCCCAAAUACCAACCAGCUCCCACCAGCCCAUAGAAAACUUACGAGAACCCCCCC
This is a messenger RNA of Symsagittifera roscoffensis, 1357 nucleotides long. RefSeq names its product cAMP-dependent protein kinase type I-alpha regulatory subunit-like. Gene Ontology annotation, cellular component: cAMP-dependent protein kinase complex. Gene Ontology annotation, molecular function: cAMP-dependent protein kinase regulator activity. NCBI's taxonomy places the organism in Eukaryota, Metazoa, Xenacoelomorpha, Acoela, Convolutidae. The record is from RefSeq and is a predicted model, not a curated record. Gene Ontology annotation, biological process: regulation of protein phosphorylation.